GCAUACAGAGGUUUUAGAGUCGAUAAGUUCAGUUCGUCGGUUGCACAGCGUUGGUACAGACGCCUUGGAAUCGGUUUUUGCGGAGAAUUCGAAAAUGGCUGAAGAAUUAAACAAACUAAGAGCAGGAGAAGCCCUCACCAUGGCAACCAAGGAUGCUGCUGGUGGCUCUUCUACGUCUCCUUUGCGGAUGCAAGCUCUGAAAUCUCCAAUCCCUCGUCAGAGCUCACUUCCUGUCAGAGCAAAUUCACCUGCCAGGAUGCAUCAGCUUAUCAAUAGAAAUAUUCUAUCAUUCCCUGGCAAGAUCCCAUCUGGACCACAGAGUUUUUCACAGUCAUUCGGCGGCACAAUGAGAAAGAAAGAUCAGUUUGGUACACCUUCCUAUCCAUCUCCACUAGACAGGAUAAGGACAGGCAAAAGGGAGAGGGCAGCACAGUUUGGUUUGAGUUCAUCAUUCAAUACAUCACUUGACAUAAACCAAACCUUCCCACUUACUGAGCUACCAGCUUCUAAAUCAGAUCUUAUUUCCAAUGAACCUAUUACAGGAUGUACCUUAGAAAAGUUCAAAGGGGACGAACUGAACUCUCUCAGCUUUACUGGGGGACUAUGCAAGGGGUCGUUUGCUCCCACCCCUACCCCACCACCACCACCACUUAACAUGUCCCUUGGUAGGUCUUGGUCAUUUUACAACUUUGUUGGUGGAGCCCAGACAGGCAUGGUCCUCCCUACAACAGUAAGGAAUCCAAACAAGGCAAUGCUGACUAUAGAAGCACGUAGUACCAAGAUUCUAGUUGCAAGUAAGAUGGCUGGAGAACUAUUUGGAUAUGACCCUCAAGAGUUGGUUGGGAAGAAAAUGACUGAUCUUCUCUCGCUUCCUGAUAGAGACAGACCUCAUGCUCUCAUGGAAGAACAUCUAGAAUCUACUGGACAAGUGGUUAUGGUCUCAGGACAUGUGUUUGACAUCAUGGACUCCAAUGGUCUAGUCAUUCCUGUCUCUCUCUGGAUGAAAAAACUAACAGACGAAGAGAAUCCAAAAUGUCUGGUCGUCAUGGAACCAGUUGAAAGGACAUCGGGCAAAAUUGUCUUUGAUGUCACAGGAGCCAUUGUAAGAGCAAGCCAUGAGAUUGUAUACCUGCAUGGUUUUACAUCAGAGAAUGAAGUUAUGGGAAUGAGUGUUAAACAGCUCAUGCCUCAUCUGAACCUACCAUCUAUCAAUGGAAAUAUUGAUACUUCUGUGAAGAAACAACAGGUGACAGGCAGAACUAAAGAUGGUUCUUCAUUUCCUGCGAGUGUUCACAUCAGAUCUGUUAAACCUCAAGAACUACUUUCAUCACUCAACGAUACAGGACAAGCCUCGAAUAUAUCUACAUCUAAUUUUUCUACUGCUAAUAAUGCUGACACUCUUGAUAUGUUAUCGACGGCUGGCUCAUCGGCGGAUUAUGAACUCUGUCCUCCAAAUGAAAACCAAGAUGGUGCUGUUAGCCUUGGAGACCAGCUGUUUUGUGCAAGUGUUUGGGUGUUUGCUAAUAUCAGUGGCAUGCUAAGCAUUCUACCCGAUGGUACCAUCCAUAGUAUCAACUCAACAUUCUCAAUUAUGCUCUUUGGUCAUGUACAUGAUGAUCUUAUAGGCAAGCACAUCACCACCAUCGUUCCUGACUUCUAUGAGAAUCUUGACAUGCUUGAUGAUAGUUCCAUGCCUCUCCCACCCCUUGAUGAUGAUAGCAUAGAGGAGGAUUCUGAAGAGGAGUCUUUCAACCUUCCUACCAGCAGACCGGCUUCAAGGGCACCAGACCCUUCCUUAGCCACGCAGGGAAUCCUCCAUGAUGGCAUCAGUGAUGUCGUUGUUCAUGGUGCUGUAAGGUCUCUAGCAAGUAGAGCAGAGAGGCCUGAUACUGCAGAUCUGAUUGAAGCAGCCAAUGAGAUCGCUUCAGGAUUGGAAACUCCAGACUAUCUACUUCGUCCAGAGAGUACCACCACCGAUGAACUCUUGCAAUCCUCAGCAGGAAGAACAGACAUGCCAUCUGAUCUCCUUAAUGUCCCAUCAGCCAUUGAACCUAUCAGUCAUGAUGAGAGCAAAGAAGUCAUGAUUGGUAAUUCCAACACUUUGGGAAUGGAGGAUUCUCUGAUGUCCCAGAGGUCUUCAGUCAUUGAUGGUGGGAAGCUUCCAGAUGAAGGGUCUUCCAACCUCCUUGGACUACCGCUCUCCAGUCGGCAUGUGAGCACUGAAGUUCAAAUUGGCAAUGAGAGUGAACUAGGAAGGGUCAGUGAGUUGGGAUUUGAUUCCAACUCUUGCAGAUCCAAUACAGACUUUAUCAAAAGUAGUAGUGCAGGAGGUAUCCAGAAAGAAAUUGUUGAGGUUGAACAGAUUUCCAGGGAUGCACACAUGGAUGAAGGAAAACUGAGUGAGAGCACAAGUAGCAUCAGGAGUGUGAAGGAGGAAGUCGCCCGAUUAGAAAGACUCUCUAUAGGCGGUGGUGGAGACAGUUCUGCUAGAUCCCCAAGGACUGAGAUUAACUUGACAAAGAAUGAUUCUGGUAAAAUUAGCAAAGUGGAUAAUGAGAAACAAGAAGAACUUGCUGGAGUGAUGCUUGUAAAUGAAGAUGGAAAUAAAGGAGAAUCAAUGAGAGAUAGAAUCCAGCUGGAUCUGAAUUCUGUUGAUAGUGAAGAGAAUGAAGUAGUAACUGCAAGAAAGGUCACUCAGAACACUGAGGUGGAGAGGUCUUGUAAGGAUAAGAAAGGAGAAAGCAAUGACAAUGUUAGGCAGACUUGUUGGACAGAGGACAUUCAAGCUUCUGAACAAUCCAGGGUUUCUCCGGUGGCUCUAGAAGCCAAUAACAAUAUCCCUGUUGAUAAAGCAAGUGAUAUGGUUCUUCAAGGUAAGAGCGAUGACUCAACAGUUAAGAGUUCUGACAUUACACCUGAGAUUGACGAUGGAGUGCAUCAUGGUAAGGCUCUGUAUACAUCAACCCCAGCAGCCAAUAGGAAGGUUGGUAAACAGUUCUCUUUGUUAUCAUCGGGACCUUUACCAGAAGGAGGAUUUGUUGGAUUGGCAAAGCAUCGGGAUGGCAACCUGCUUGGCAUCUUGUUCCAAGUAAAGAGGGUAGACUUAGAUGAUGGAGAGACACUGUAUUGUAUAUGGAUGUCACGUGACCCAGCGGAACCUACAGACUUUGGUCACAUGACUUCAAGUAUGGCCAAUCCAUCAAGUAUUGACAGUACCUUCAAUCAAUCAAACCACACACAGAGCAUGGCAGAGAUCGUAGCCAACAAUGGUGCUCAGAACGUGAACCUUGACUCAUCACUCUCUAUGGAACAAGAUGAUCAGAGAUUAGGAUUAGGGGAGUACCAGAGACACUACAAGACCCUACAAUCCAUAGGCAAGGGGGCAUUCGGUUUUGUUAAGAUGGCUAUGAGUAUAACUGAUAAUAAAAUGGUUGUUGUAAAGUUCAUCCGCAGAGCGAAGGUAUUAAAGGAGAACUGGGUUGAUGAUGCCAAGCUUGGCUGUAUUCCUCUUGAAGUAGCAUUUCUCACUAAAUUGGAGCAUCCAAAUAUUGUCAAGGCUUUGGACAGCUUUCAAAACGAUGAAUUCUUUCAGCUUGUAAUGGAGAAACAUGGGUCUGGAAUCGAUCUGUUUGAAUUCAUUGAUCGUCAACCAAACUUUGAUGAGGCUCUUGCUAGCUAUAUGUUUAGACAGGUUGUAGCCGCAGUGAAGUACCUACAUGAGAGGAAUAUUGUCCAUCGGGAUAUCAAAGACGAAAAUGUGAUUCUGGACGAGAAGUUCCACGUUAAACUCAUCGAUUUUGGUUCAGCCGCGUACAUGCAGAAAGGCAAGAAAUUUUCCACGUUCUGUGGAACGCUGGAGUACUGCUCACCUGAAGUCCUUCUUGGUAAUAGGUAUGAAGGUCCACAGCUGGAGCUUUGGUCUCUUGGUGUAAUGUUGUAUACAUUAGUGUUUGGUGAGAAUCCAUUUUAUGAUGUAGAAGAAACCAUCGAAGCCAUCCUUAAGCCACCUUUUGCUGUCUCCACCGCCCUGAUGCAGCUUAUCUCUUGGCUUCUUCAUCCUGAGCCAGAGUUUAGAUGUAACCUUACACAGCUCCAUUCCAGUGCAUGGCUUCAACAACCUAUUGAUAUUAACAUCUAUAAAUGGAAUGAAGUCAUGCCACCUGAAGAACCCAGAGAUGAUGAUGAUGGCCCAGACUUUCCUAAUGUGAUUGAAGACUCUGGUAACAUCUUGGAAGACUCUGGAGGUUCGGCUGAAGCAGACCAACUUAGAAGAGAGUUUGAGAAAUGUCUUGCCCUUGAUGAAGAUUACCAGGAUGGGGUUAGAUUAAGAGGAUUUAAUGCAAGUAUUUGAGUCUUGGUUCAGUUUUAGAUUUCAACGACUGCGUGCAUUUAUCUUUACCUCUGGCACCAUCAUCAUACAUGGACCUGGCCAAGGAGAACUAUCUAUGUUACUGGGGAUGCUGUGACAAUGCUCCGCACCCCCAGUAACAAUAAAAUAAUCCUCCGUGGCCAGGUCCAUGUCAUUAUUCAAUGUUGGGGCUUGUGGCCUUUUUAACACUUAGAAAUUCAAAGAAAUAUUGAAUUAUUUAGUUCAUUUAUAUUGUUACAUGACAGGUGUCAGCAUACAAAGUGUGUGUGAUGAAUGAAUGAGUGUGUUUGAAAUAUUUCACAAAUUGCAUCUUUUGAAGUGUGAACUGAAAUUCCGGUAUUUAUUUAUUUAUUUAUUUAGUGACUUAAAUGUAACACAUGUACAUUUAAAUGUUGUAUGAAAUGGUCCAGAACUGUAUUUUUUUCUCAAUUUUAUGAUUUAUGAAGUUUUACCAUGACAGGAUAAGAUUGUGUGUAAACUGAUAAUUUCCAUACACUACAUGUAUGAGACCAAAGCAUCUCUUCAAUUCAUCACCUUGAAAAUAUAUUCAUUCCUUUAGUAUGUGAAUUUAAUACUUCAGCUGUUAGCAAUUUAAACUUGUUUUAACUCCAUCAAGUUUGUAAGUGUAGAGUGGAAAAUGAUGGUAAUUACAUAUGCUCUUUAAAUUUGGACAAAAGUUUAUUUCUUGGCAUUUGCCUUAUUUAAAUCAGGUGAAAUUUGUGAAUUUGCCAAUGCACUCUUGUUUGUCAUAUCAGAAACUUAUAUACAUAAAGACAUUAUGUCCCAAUAUAUUGCGGAAUAUUGUUCAUGAUGGAAUAAUAUUGAAAAUUUGCUUGAGUCGUGUUGAAAAACAUUAUAUUCCAUAAUUUUGUGUGUGAGGACAACUGUAGAGCACUUUAUCUUCAUUACACGGCUUCAAUUGAAUUCUAAAUUUGAUUACGCACAUUCACAAAUUCAUAUAUCUGUCAUUUUUCUUGUCCAAAUACAAUGUUUUGCUCGUCUCCAUUGUCUUUUGCAUCUUUUAUGUUAUACCUGUCAGUAUAUUUGCAGUUCCAUUGCAAGGUUUAACUGACUUGCCUUCAAACUCCAAAUUAUUUGUUGCUGUUAUUUUUAAACUUGUUCGUUGUAGUGAUAUCAGGGUUAUUGUUUUUUUGUGUGUGUGUGUGUGUGUAAAUCCAGCAUGCAAAUAUGUGAAUUGAUUUUAAUGCAUUUGAGCAGAAUCAUCUGUUAAUCCCAAACUAUUGUUUAAGUGUCCUUUUUAGUAGUGCAUUAUGAACUUGAUAUGAAAUAAAUAAGUGCCAUCUACAGGAUUGUUUGUUUCUUGAGAGAAAUUAAUUUAUUGAAAAGGAUAGAACCUUGUCUGAUUGGACAAUGCAGGAAGAUGCCAAAUUUGAUUCAUUGAAGAAAGAGAAUAUGGAUAUUGUACAGCAAUAAGAUUAAUAUUUUAGCAAUAGGUGAUGGGCUGUUGAAAGUGAAUUUUUCCUGAAUCUUUGUUAAUAUUAUCCCCAUCGUGUAUAUACAGAAUAUAAAAGAUAAACAGAAUUUAAAGUGAAACUGUCUUGAUAACACUUGAAUGAUAAUUGUUUUUAUAUUGCACCUUAUUCACUGUUUGUUGUGAGUGUUUGGAUUGUCAUAUGGCUGUCUUAAUAGAUUGCAAAUAUUCUUUGAUUCCUAAAAAGGAAUAAAAAUGUUGUUUUGUAAAUGUAGUACAGAAUUGUACCCUGUUUAUGAAGCUUGCCGGAAUCAAAUCUGAUGGAUCUACAUGAAGUCCUGCAUAAAAGGCAUUGGGGCUCGUAAAGGAGUUAGCAAUUCAUUGUACAGUUUAUUUGUAUGGUUGAUUGCACAUUAUGAUAAAUUAUAUUCAGCCUGCGAAUAUUUUUGUGUAAAGAGGCUCAGGUGAUUACAAAAGGGGAUUGGUCAAUACCACAUGUAUUUAUUGCAAAGAUUGACCUGUUUGACUGGAAGAAUUUAACACUACACUGUACUGAAGCUCAUACAUAAGAAAUUCAUUUACUUUCAUUUAAAAUUGUAUUCUUUGUGUACAAGGAAAAAAUGGACCUAAUAAGAAUCUCCAUUUACUUUCUUUUUCAUUCCUUUUUUUUUACAAAAGUUUACUCUUACAUGUACUUCAACAUGUUAUCUGUUUACAUGUAUUUAUGAAUGACCAUUCCAGAUGUCACCAAAUGUUUAUUGUGAUUUAUAUGUGUAUAUCGGACUGACACUUGCUAGGAAGAAAAGCUUAUCAAAAGUUGUUUUUUAUUAAAUCUAAUGUAGGGAGCCAUGGUUUCACAAUGAUGUGUAAAAUCAUAAGUGCCUAGUGAAGCAUAGUGUGUUUUAUAAUCUGUCAUGUAGCUGGUUCUACUGAAAAUGUUUGUAUUUUGUACUUAAGUGCAUCUUUUAAAGUGAUGUGCCGUGCGGGUAAUUGGUUGAGGGUAAUGGCAAUACAUUUAUGAAAAAUUGAUCUGUAUAUUGUUGUAUUAUGCACAUAACUUUUUAAGACAUCAUUUUGUCUUAAAAUCCUGAAUAAUAUAUUUUUGUUCACAAUUGAAGUGGAUGUAAAGAUUAUACUAUUCUGACUGCACAGAUCUUUCAGUUUCAUGCAUAUUGGAAGAUACUAUCAGUAGCGGACCUUGACCCAGAGGAGACAAAGCAUUGGGGGGGCACUGCAUUGUCUGUGAACAAUGCUGUGCCCCUCCAAUGCUUUGUCUCCCCUGGGUUACGGUCAGCCACUGAAUUCUAUAUCAGAAUGUUUGUCAUUAUGGAGCUAGCCAUUUAACAAUAGUGCUUUAUCAUUCGAUGGAAUGCAUAUGGAACAAGCUUAUUGUUGCAUUUUAUAAGAAUGAAUCAGAUAGAAAUGUCAAUGCCAAAGUAAAUGCAGAGAAAAGAAUAUAUAUAUUUUUGACCAAAUCAAUAGUAUGGAACUGCAAAACACGGUGGUGCAUGUAUGACCUGAUAUACCACCAGGAACCAAUCAUCUUUAACAGUGGCAUCUGUUUUGUAUAUGAUGAAUAUAAGGUUAGCAAUUGAUUUGCCUUACUAAUGAUAAGGUGUCUAAGGGGUGUUGCAAAAAAAUAUUUGCGAUCAAUUGCAAUUAUUCUGUUGCGAUUUUACAAUUGAUAG
Messenger RNA from Lytechinus variegatus (green sea urchin), 7489 nucleotides. RefSeq names its product PAS domain-containing serine/threonine-protein kinase-like. NCBI's taxonomy places the organism in Eukaryota, Metazoa, Echinodermata, Echinoidea, Temnopleuroida, Toxopneustidae. The coding region runs from base 95 to 4351 and encodes 1418 amino acids. Gene Ontology annotation, molecular function: protein serine/threonine kinase activity; ATP binding. Gene Ontology annotation, cellular component: nucleus; cytoplasm; cytosol. The record is from RefSeq and is a predicted model, not a curated record. The transcript has 21 exons. Gene Ontology annotation, biological process: protein phosphorylation; intracellular signal transduction; negative regulation of glycogen biosynthetic process.